Molecule: messenger RNA, 1500 nt
Organism: Lucilia cuprina (Australian sheep blowfly)
Lineage: Eukaryota; Metazoa; Arthropoda; Insecta; Diptera; Calliphoridae
Gene: Naxd
Product: ATP-dependent (S)-NAD(P)H-hydrate dehydratase
Exons: 2
Coding region: 203-1294 (363 amino acids)
Biological process (GO): metabolite repair
Molecular function (GO): ATP-dependent NAD(P)H-hydrate dehydratase activity
Source: RefSeq, a predicted model, not a curated record
UGCAAAAUCAAAUCCAUUCUACAGUUCUUGUUAUUUGCAUAGCAAAAUGCAAAUUUAUUAAACAAUUGAUUAUUCCAAAGUUCACACUUCUGUUAAUUGUUAAAUUGGUUUAUUUUUAAAUAUAAAAAUCUAAGAAAAAACAAUUUGUAAGCUUUUAAUAAAGAAAUGCGUAAAGCUUUUUAGUUAGGGCUUUGGCGAAAUAAUGCAAUCUACAUUUUUACGUACGAAACCUCGUAUAAAUGUAUUUUUGUUAAAUCAAUUCAAGUGUUUGCCAAGUCCCACGAUAAGUAAUUCAUGUAGUUUUUAUACUCAACAAAUGUUGACAUCCUCCAUAUCGUCCCCUUCAUUAUCCUCGAUCAACACCAACACGAAUAACAUGGAAAUACCAGUACAAACUCAAAAACUCUUAAGACUCUCGCGUACCAUUGUACCCAAAUUAUCGGAUUGUAAGCAUAAGGGCCAGUAUGGACGUAUAGGAGUGGUAGGUGGUUCUUUGGAAUAUACCGGUGCUCCAUAUUUUGCGGCCAUCUCGGCUCUAAAAGUUGGAGCCGAUUUGGCUCAUGUGUUCUGUCAAAAGGAGGCGGCCGUAGUCAUUAAAUCCUAUAGUCCAGAAUUAAUUGUUCAUCCACUACUCGAUGCUGAAAAUGCAGUGGAAUUGAUAGCUCCCUGGUUGGAACGUUUACACGUGAUUGUCAUUGGUCCUGGGUUAGGUCGUUGUCCACUUAUACAAAAGACUGUCAUAGAACUAAUUAAGGUUUGCUUACAAAUCGAAAAACCUUUAGUUAUUGAUGCCGAUGGUUUGGCUAUUUUGAAUGAUCAUUUAGAUUUGAUUGAGGGUCAACGUAAUAUCAUUUUAACACCCAAUGCUAUAGAAUUUCGCCGUCUAUUUGGUACAGUAGCUUCGCCGGCCAGUGAGAGUGAUAAAUUUUGCAAAGAACGCAUGACCUCAUUGGGCGAGGGAGUUAUUGUACUCGAGAAGGGUGCUAAUGACCGUAUACACAUACCCAAUACCUCUGAAAUAUAUGCUCUGCCACCUGGUGGUUCGGGCAGACGUUGCGGUGGUCAGGGUGAUUUAUUGUGCGGUGCAUUAUCCAUCUUUUUCCAUUGGUCUCUGGAGUCGAAUCAAGCUAAUCCCGCAUUUUUGGCCGCCUUUGCUGCCAGUUAUUUAGUAAAGCAAUGUAAUGCCGCGGCAUUUCAGAAGCAUGGACGUGGCAUGUUGGCCACCGAUAUGAUUGGCGAACUGCCGUCGGUAUUUGCUCGAAUUUUUGAAUCACCCGACGGUCAUGGAUGUUAGCAUUGGUUAAUUGGCGGUGAUAUUGAGUUUAACACCAAUGUUUAAUGAUUUUUUUAAUAUUAAUAUUACAAUGAAAAAAUAACAAGCAAUAAUAAUCCCCUUUUGUUUAUAGGUUAGGUUUCCAAAUACAAUAAACUUCAUGUCGAUAAUACGUAUAUACUCUUAUAAAAAUAAAAUUUACAUACAUAUAUUAUAUAUUCUAUAUA